This is a messenger RNA of Labeo rohita (rohu), 3326 nucleotides long. RefSeq names its product hyperpolarization activated cyclic nucleotide-gated potassium channel 5 (gene hcn5). NCBI's taxonomy places the organism in Eukaryota, Metazoa, Chordata, Actinopteri, Cypriniformes, Cyprinidae. The coding region runs from base 257 to 1831 and encodes 524 amino acids. Gene Ontology annotation, cellular component: membrane. The record is from RefSeq and is a predicted model, not a curated record. The transcript is spliced from 11 exons. Gene Ontology annotation, biological process: transmembrane transport; monoatomic ion transport. Gene Ontology annotation, molecular function: monoatomic ion channel activity.
AGGGGAAAGAAUGGGAACUUAUCUCCUUCUCCAUUCUGGACCGAGCCAGAGAACUGUGAUGGAAAAUUACUCUCUGACUCUGCAUGUGCACGCCUGAGAGAGAGAGAGAAAGCAAGAGAGCGAGCGUGAAGACGAAGAAGAAAAGUGGAUGAAAUGGUCAGCAUAAAAGAAAGUCCAGAAAUAAAGUUGUCAGAGAGGCACGGUGAGAGAUGUUAGAGGUGCUUCGGUGAUCACAGUGCUUAGUCAGGGCCUGGAAAUGCAGCGUCUCGCACCUGAGAAUCACAGGCGGCGCUUCAGUUGGAGCGGCUGGAAAAACCUACUGCUGCCGCAGUUGAACAGACGCUCGCUCUUUGUCUACGGCAGUGAGGUGGCUGUGGAGAAGGAGUGCGUUAGACAGAAAGAGGAAGGCGUUUUCGUCAUCCAUCCCUUCAGUCGCUUAAGGAGUUAUUACAUCAUGUGUAUGGUGGCCAUAACAUUUCUCAAUCUAAUUGGCAUUCCAAUGGAGAUUGCUUUUCUAGAUGGAAACAGUGGAGUUGGUUGGGAGGGUUUUAAUGUGUUCUCGGACACUCUGUUCCUGAUUGACGUGGGGCUUAACUUUCGUAUGGGGAUCAUUACUGAGGACAGUGAGGGAGCCAUUCUGGAUUUGAAAAGCAUUCGACAACGGUAUUUAAAAAGCUGGUUUGUACCUGACAUGGUGGCAGCAUUCCCAGUUGGUUACAUACUACUUAUUGCGGACUUACAAUACCACGGUGACUCUCCCUCAUCCAGAGCCAGCAAAAUGAUGCGCAUCUUGAUGUUUGUGAGAAUCCUCAGUCUUGUUCGCCUGCUGCGUGUGUCAAGGCUUGUUAGGUUUUUCAAUGAGGUGGAGAGAGUUUCAAACGCCAAUUUGGAGGUGAUGAGGUUGUUCCUAAGAAUCUUGUCGUUAUUUAUGAUGAUUUUCCUGCUGUGCCACUGGAAUGGCUGUAUUCAGUAUUUUGUGCCUAUGCUUGAGGAGUUUCCCUCAGACUGCUGGGUUAGAAGAGAGAAUCUAAUGAAUGCCACAGUGGGAGAGAAGUACUCUUUUGGAGUCUUUCGGGCCCUCUCUCAUAUGACUGCAAUAUCAUACGGUUCCUCUGAAACACCCACAAGCAAGGAUCUUUUUUUUCUAGAUGAGGUUGAGCUGUGGAUUGUCAUGACCAGCAUUGUGUCUGGAGCCCUCAUGUACACGGUGAUGGUCGCCAACACUGCUGCAAUGAUGACUGAUGUGGACAUAACAGCAAGAGCGUACAAGAACAAGAUGAAUCAUCUGGAAGAUUAUAUGACUUUCAUGAAGCUUCCUAAAGCCCUCCGCAUGCGCAUCAACAACUACUUUCAGGCUCGGUAUGCAGGGAAAUGGUAUGAUGAGAAGGAUGUCCUGAAGUGGGUGUCUUCAUCCCUCAGAGAGGAAAUUCUGAUGACCAUGUGCUCGUCCCAUGUGAGAAAAGUUCCCUUUUUCCGGAACUGUGAUAUAAACUUCAUCAAUGCCAUUCUUCUGGAGCUGCAAUAUGAGGUCUUCCAAGAGGGUGACAUCAUCAUCCGCCAGAACACUCCUGGUGACCGCAUGUUCUUCAUCGAGCAUGGGCAGGUCCUUGUGGAGAAUGAGUUUUUCCAGAAGGAACUGUGUGAUGGAGACUGCUUUGGAGAGUCAUGUCUCCUAACAAGAGGAAGGCAUUUGGCCACAGUACAAGCUUUGACUAUCUGUCAGCUUUUUUCCUUGUCGGUGGACUCCUUUCAUUCUGUUCUGAAGGACUAUCCAGACAUCAGGAGGGACCUGGACACAUUUCAACAGGAUAAAGACUUUUUGUUAUGUUGAGAAAAAAUAAAACACACUACCCAAUAGAGGGUUUGCACUUGCGUCACGACUUGGUCAGUGACCCGGAUGAGUGGCCGUAUUGACGAUACUUGGAUGUAAACAACAGCAUGGAUUGCAUGGCUAAUGUACCAAUAUGUUGUUCUGCUAAUUUAUGCUGUCUAAACCAUGGAAAACAUGUAUGGAAGGUACUAAAUCAUAUAGAGAAGGACUUUGUAAACUGGAAAAGGCACAAUAUUUUGACAAACUAAAGUUUAUAGGUGGUAAAGAUACAUACAAGCAGUAUUAAUGAAUAUAUUAGUCUAAUAUUUCACCUACCUGACUGGAAAUAAGAAGAACAAAUGCAAAUGUUGUCAAGAUUCUUGCCCUGCUAAUCUUGGUUUAGUUUAGCCAACCACAAACGCCUUUUGUUCCUCAGACAGUUUUUUUGCACUCUUCUCCUUGAUUUGUCUGUAGCACUUCAAAUGUUUUUUCUGGUCUGACCGAUUAGUACAGCCCAAAAUAUGACAGUAAUUGACCAUUUUCAGCAGCAAUAAUCAGCAAAAUUUUGUUCUGUUCAGUGGCAUUGUUUACGUUCAGUGCCACCAAUAUGGCUGAUUGAUGACGCAUUGUGAAAACACUCUAUAAGGAUAAUUAAGGACUCAAGAGGUUAAUGCAUUCUGAUUUCUUUUUCGAUUGGUAGAUGGCUACACUCGCAUCAAGCCCCUCCUGCAGCUUCCUCAGCAUGCACUUUGCCAGAUUUGCCAGCUUUGCUUUUCUUGGCUCUUCCCUUAUAUUGGCAUAGUUUUCCAGAAGUGGUUUUGGAAUAUUCUGUUCCAGCAGUUGGAUGUGGGCUUAAGCAUCUCCUUGUCGGAAAAUGGACUUUGUAAAGCAAAUAAAGUGUGACUUGGCAACCACACUGGAAUGGGAUUUCUCUGAGAAUACUGAUUGGAUGAUUUCAAACUGUUUGUAGGCCCGCUUCUUCAGCUUCUCUACUCCCUUCUGGCCUAUGCUGCUAUACUACUUUCCAAAUGCCCACAGGAGGAUGCUGUAUCACAGCUCAGCGUAACUAGUCACAAUGUCACUCUUGAUGUUUUUAGUAUCUCUGCCGCUUGAUCCUCUAGUAGGUUUCUGCUUGUUUACACCUCCAGGAUCUUCCUCUUUACGUCUUCCUCUGAAGUAUCCAGAACAGCACCCACCGGUGGCCUUCAUUUUCCUGUAGAGGGCAUUCAUUUUAUCUGACUAGGUCCUCGGUGUACAGUAGUCUAUCAGAGAAGCCUUGAUUAAAAACUGAAAUUCAAUAUUUUGGCUAAUUUGGUAGUGCUUUCUACUAUCAAUAUAGUGGCUGAGCUCAUUUUUACAUUAAAUAUGUCCCACAAAAGUCAGCAGAUUGUCCCUAAAAAUCAGCACAGAGGAUGUACAUAUCAUAUUCUGUCAGGGCCUAGAAAUAAACAGCACAUUUACAUUUAAAAAUGAUAUUUUGGGACAAAAGGUACAAUCUGCAGUUUCAUAAAAUGAU